AUGGUAAGCUACGGAACGUGUAGCAGCGAAGUUUUGAAAGCCCUAAAGACGCCCAAGUUUGUACUGAAAUAUGGCAAAGUAACGAGCGGACAACGCUUUAAACUCAAGUGCAAGAUAAAGGAAAAACUAUGUGAGAACAAAUACCAGGAGUACUUGAAUGAAUACAACACCUUUUUGCUUUACGAUUGGGAAAGCAGCGGUGCUGUUUCCACGACGGAUUCCUCCUACAGUCUGCCCUAUUUAUGGAAGGAGUUCAUAAGAGAGGCCGUAGUUAAGGGUGCUAUAAACGACAAGUUUCCGACUGUCUUCAUGAAGAAAAGGCUAAGAAACUUCGCCAUGGGCCGGUGCCUGGGACUGGAAUUCCUCACAGACCCUAGUGGGUCAGCACACGAGUAUCGGUGCCUGUUCCAAACCGUGCAGGACAUCCCAUAUCUGUCGAAAUUGAUUUUAUUCAAAAGUAUGCCUAGCGUGCCGAUAAGGUUGAGGGUGCAUACCAUUGGCAUAAACAUCAAUUCCGGGCCCAACCGCUCCGUGGCAAGUAGUGCUGGCGGUGAAGCCGGCAUAAACGAAGCAGUCUCCUACAUCCAACCUUUGUUGGAGGAGUCUUCCCGAAUGUACCGCAACUUGGACUAUUGGAAACUUCUGAAGAUAGCACGAGCGAACACUCAGGAUGGACCUCUGGAUGAGAGCACGCCCAUUAAAUCGCAAGUCAAGCUUUUACUGGACCAAUUGGCCACAAACCAAAUGACCUCGCCCUCAGUUACCGAUCACGGCGGUCAUAACUGGCUCAUAUUCACUCGAAAGCAAAAAUAA
Messenger RNA from Saccharomyces kudriavzevii IFO 1802, 813 nucleotides. RefSeq names its product Cbt1p (gene CBT1). The record is from RefSeq and is a predicted model, not a curated record. Lineage: Eukaryota; Fungi; Ascomycota; Saccharomycetes; Saccharomycetales; Saccharomycetaceae. Bases 1 to 813 code for a protein of 270 amino acids. The transcript has a single exon.